CCAUUGUCGUCUCGUUCAUGCAAUGAGCUCUGCUGCUGGUCUUUCUCGUCGCCGUGUUCCAGCCUCAGCCUCCACCGGCGACGACGACGUCGACAGCUCACGGGGAUUGAACGGCUCUCCCACCAACGGUGGCAGCGGUUCCGCCUCCCGUAACGAGUCUCUCUAUUCUCCUCAGCAUGCUGGCUCCGCGUUCGAAGGAGGUAGCAAGAUAGCUUAUGACCCCCGCGACCUUGAGCGUGAGGAUGAAGAUGCUCGCUUAGGAGGCAAGCCUCCGCGGCUUACCAUCAUGGAGGAGGUUCUCCUCCUCGGCCUCAAGGACAAGCAGGGUUACCUCUCGUUCUGGAACGAUAACAUCUCAUACGCGCUCCGCGGCUGCAUUCUCAUCGAGCUCGCUCUACGCCGGCGCAUCGCCCUCGUCAAAGAUCCGAAUCGGCGGCACCUCCCACUCUCAGAACGUCUUGUCGAGGUUCUGGACGAUCGACAAACGGGCGAGACCAUCCUCGACGAAGCGCUACGGAUGAUGAAGGGUCAAGAAUCAGAGCGCAUAUCUGUCAACGGCUGGGUAGACCUCCUAAGCGGCGAGACAUGGAACGUGAUGAAGAUCGGCUUCCAGCUGAAGCAAGUCCGAGAGCGGCUCGCAAAAGGCCUCGUCGACAAGGGCGUCCUCCGGACCGAGAAGCGCAACUUCCUCCUCUUCGACAUGGCCACCCACCCCGUCGCCGACGUCCGGACAAAGGAGGCCAUCAUCUCCCGCGUCGUCACCCUCCUCACCUCCACUACCUCCGCGGUGCCUCCCGCGGCGCUCGGCAAAGAGGGCACGCAGUGCCGUGCCAUGCGCGCCGUCUGCCUCGUCUGUGCCGCGUACGCCGCGAGCGUGCUCGACAACGCGUUCGGGCGGCUGACGUACGAGGACCGCGAGGCGGCGUUCCAGCGGUGCGACGACAUCCUCGCCGAGUUCUCGAGUUGGCCGUUUGGAAGCAGCUCAGGGAGCACCCGGAGCGCGUCGUCGAGCCGGCGACGAGAGGCGUCGAGGAUCGGGAUGGGCAGCGCAGGCGUGAGCUCGAGAGAGGUCGUACUCGGACUGGUUCAGGAGGUGAAGAAGGAGAUGGUUGGGGGCGAGGAGGACUUGUGCUUCGAGCUCGUGGCUGGCGUGCUCGAGGUUCUGUCAAAAUUAGAUUCACUGCUUUAAUGUCCUGCGACUAGUGACGCACUCCUGUCUUACUGCCAACAUUCCGCUGAUAUCCCCCCCUUCCAGCCCAUGCGUUUCUAGCGGUCGUUGUAUAUAUUAUAUCUGUUUGAGGAUACUCGUAUAUUCUAUUCUGUUGAGUCUGGC
Molecule: messenger RNA, 1333 nt
Organism: Dichomitus squalens LYAD-421 SS1
Lineage: Eukaryota; Fungi; Basidiomycota; Agaricomycetes; Polyporales; Polyporaceae
Product: GPP34-domain-containing protein
Exons: 3
Coding region: 23-1189 (388 amino acids)
Biological process (GO): Golgi organization; retrograde vesicle-mediated transport, Golgi to endoplasmic reticulum; Golgi vesicle budding
Cellular component (GO): Golgi cisterna; trans-Golgi network; cytosol
Molecular function (GO): phosphatidylinositol-4-phosphate binding
Source: RefSeq, a predicted model, not a curated record